Molecule: messenger RNA, 2023 nt
Organism: Homarus americanus (American lobster)
Lineage: Eukaryota; Metazoa; Arthropoda; Malacostraca; Decapoda; Nephropidae
Product: WD repeat and SOCS box-containing protein 1-like
Exons: 12
Coding region: 279-1577 (432 amino acids)
Biological process (GO): intracellular signal transduction
Molecular function (GO): protein binding
Source: RefSeq, a predicted model, not a curated record
CCUGUUAGUGUAUCACCAGACGUGGUCGAGGGAGGACACGACCUGUUAUCUAUCUCCUUCCUGUUAAACUAAAGUGUAUUUCAACGCAUAUAAACCCCAGUACAUUACUCUAUAUUAAGUGAUAAACUAAACCAGUGUAUAGAACCGAAAAUAAACCAGAUUAUAAGUGAAAUACAUAAUCUACCGAGAAAAAAUUGAUCCGUUCUGAAUGUAAUACAAUCAACUAACUCAACUAUUGGCUUUUUCAAUUCAUCUUUAAAGUUGUUUGUGUGACAUAGAUGGCCCCUGAACGUGUACUGCGAGACCUUCUGAGAGUCAGUGGUGAGGCGCGCGUCAUAGGGGAAUUAAUAACUGGACGGGACGGUAACAACUACGCCCCUGGUGGUGAAUCCUGGAAAUGUGCCUUUGCCCCCGAUGAGUCCCGGUUUGCUUGGUCUUGUGGCUUCAGGAAGGUUGUAAUUCUCCCAUGGAAUAGAUAUAAGAAUUGCCUAUUGGGACACAGACAUAGAGGUGUUGUGCUGUCGGUGUGUUGGGGAGAACAAUCGGAUCGAAACAACACCAAUGGAGAAGGUUACGAGGUGUUUGCCGAGAAGAUCAACAUCGAUGCCGGUUUUCCAGUCACUAGUUUAGCCUUUGGCACGGGCACCCCAGAGCAGGAGUUGGUACCGGUCAAGAGGGAGUACUGGACGAGGUUCAACUUCUCUAAAGAUUUGAUCCUCGCGACGGGACACAAUAAUGGCCGCAUUAGGAUCUGGGACCCUUAUACUGGGAAGCUUUUACUGGAGUUGACAGACCACAUGAAACCUGUGACAGAUCUGGCCUUCGCUCCUGAUGGCUCUCUUAGACUUGUGUCGGCCUCGAAGGACUGCACCAUUAAGGUGUGGGACAUGUCCGAUGACGGGAACAUGUUCAAGACGCUUAAAGAACAUCCUGGACCAAUCAGAAGCUUGUGUUGGUCACCUGAUGGGCGGUACCUCUGUUCUGCUGGGGACAAACAGAAGGUGCUUCUCUGGGACAUGAAUUCGUAUAGCUUAAGUAAGAGAUUCUGCGGACACUACAAUAACGUGCUUUCCUGUGCGUUCUCCCCCGAUGGUGCUAUGCUGGCCACGGCCUCCUGCGACACUCGAGUUAUUAUCUGGGAUACCUCCAGUGGUGAACAGUUAAGAGUUCUCAACCAUAUGAAUCCUCCCCCCGGGGUGAUCUACAUGUCUGGGGAGAAUAACUCUGUGGUAAGGGGGGUCGGCUUCUCUCCAAAUGGCUGCCAUGUGGUUACGAUAUGUUGUGACGGGUUUAUCCGUUUCUGGAAUCUGAUGUACGAGGAGGAUGGGCCAGAGAGUGUGGGGUCUGCUCUACCUGGUGAUGCGAUGCUGAAUUGUUCGUUUUCUCCCGUAGGCGGCGCUGUGUCUGUCGGUCAUGCGUCAGGCAGCGUUGUUUUCUUCCUGGCGCCGACUAUGGUUCCGUCGUUGCUCCAUCUGUCGCGUAUGUCUGUGCGCCGGUCGCUGGGGGACAUCACGGCUAGGGACGACGUAGUCUUACCUCACACGCUCAAGCCAUAUCUCCAGUACAAGCAGUGGUGAUGAUGGCGUAGUGAACUAUUCCAACGACGCUCUGAUGAACGGUCGGCAGACGUGCGGCGGCGGUUGUGGUAAACACCGCCGCGGUGCACUAUUCCUUAUUUCUAAUUUAUUGGAAAUUUUCGAGGGUCCAGACUCCUGUUAGGUUGUAAGGCUCAAUGUCUGUGUGUACGUUUGUUCGCCAUUUUCACGAGGAUUAUUGUGUACAGUUGAUAGUUUGUCCUCCGAGUCAAUAUAAUUUUUACUCUCAUUGCGGUAAAUAUUUGUCGACUUUCACACAGAGUAUUUUUGGUUGUCACUCCAGUCUUCUCUCUGUCGUUAUACCAUUUAUUGACCUCAUUACCACAUGACCAGUUCACGAUAUGCUGCGUCAUGCACAAGCCGAGCCACCUGUAUUUUCUACUAUUUACUUGUAAAAAAAACAUAUUAAAAUUUUCAUGACAAGUAAA